Elephantulus edwardii (Cape elephant shrew) is the source of this 516-nucleotide messenger RNA. Its product is annotated as vesicular, overexpressed in cancer, prosurvival protein 1-like. Lineage: Eukaryota; Metazoa; Chordata; Mammalia; Macroscelidea; Macroscelididae. Gene Ontology annotation, cellular component: cytoplasmic vesicle membrane. The record is from RefSeq and is a predicted model, not a curated record. The transcript has 5 exons. Bases 1 to 516 code for a protein of 171 amino acids.
AUGACAUUCCUGGCAGAUUUUGACCAGCAGUCCCUGGUCUUCACUUCUGGGGUCACAGAAGCCAAAAAGCAUUGCUGGUAUUUUGAAGGACUUUAUCCAACAUAUUAUAUGUGCCGCUCCUAUGAGGACUGCUGUGGUUCCAGAUGCUGUGUGCGGGCUCUGUCCAUCCAGAGGCUCUGGUAUUUUUGGUUCCUCUUGAUGAUGGGUGUGCUCUUCUGCUGUGGCGCUGGCUUCUUCAUCCGGAGGCGGAUGUAUCCCCCACAACUCAUUGAGGAGCCUGCGUUCAAUGUGUCCUACACAAGGCAGCCUCCCAGCCUUGCUGCAGGAGCUCAGCAGCCAGGGCCACCAUAUUACACCGAUCCAAGAGGACCAGGCAUGAACAUUGCUGGGAACCCCAUGGCGAUGGCUUUCCAGGUCCAGUCCAGUUCACCCCAGGGAAGCACAGCCUACCCUCCACCCCCGUCCUACUGCAACACACCUCCACCCCCCUAUGAACAGGUGGUGAAGGCCAAGUAA